Molecule: messenger RNA, 1029 nt
Organism: Phytophthora sojae
Lineage: Eukaryota; Oomycota; Peronosporomycetes; Peronosporales; Peronosporaceae
Exons: 3
Molecular function (GO): protein dimerization activity
Source: RefSeq, a predicted model, not a curated record
CGGAUUAAGAAGACUAUUUACCAGGUUCGCACCGUGGAAACUACUGGCAAUUUAUUUCAAGAGCUGUGUAGAACACAAACUGAAACUGGAACAAUCCAACUUCUUGAUUACAAUCCAGACCGAUUUUUGAGUCUGGCGACAGCAACUAGAAGGAUUCUGGAUAAAUGGACUGCGAUACGUAUGUGUCAAGCUGAAGAACCAAACCAAGUAAAUGUGCUGCAUGCACUUUAUUUGAUAAGGUUAAACACGCUUGAUCUAGACAAGCCUCUCAAACACUACAUGUCGACCAAACAAAACCCGAAAUUUAUUGCCAAAAAUGAGUUGACGGACCUGGCUCAAUUUACUCGAGAACGCCUUCGAAAGACGCUCGAUUCACGAUUUUUUUCGAGAUAUUACAAGACGAGUGGGACUCAAUCAGCUGCAUUUGUGUUUGAGAUGCAAUCUCGGCUUCACCCGACAUACAAAAGGCCUGAUAAAUCCUUAAACCGUGUGGUAAAGCUAUGCUGUAUCGACAAUGGUCACCGCGCGAGAGACACAGAGGUUCGAUUGGAGUAUGUCAGCGAAAAAAUUAAAGAAAAGUUUCGGGAAAUUUUGACAGCAGUAGCCGAGGACCAGUUUUCGUGUACAAGUAGGCAUACUGAAACUCAGGACCUACCAAGAUCGCGAGUUGAUGAUGAAUUGAAUCGGUGGAAUUUUGAUGAAACUCCAAUUGGAGUCAACGCGGACGGCGAAGAAGAAAGUGUUUUGGAAUUUUGGCGUCGGAUGGAGCAAGAAAAAAAAUAUCAGAUACUACCACGAGCAGCAAAAUUAUUGUUCGCAGUUCCUACAUCGUCCGCUCAUAUCGAGAGAGAUUUUAGCGUCGCUGGUAGUAUGGUGACCCCACAACGCACGCGGAUCACUCAGCGCAAUGUCGACAUGGGCAUCUUCCUAAACCGCAACCGGACCUUUGUUGAUCUUACUCAAUGCGAGGAAAUUCCCAGCGAGAAACUGGCAUCUCAUGUCCCCUCAAGCAUGUCCUACCCGAUUGAG